GGAAGUCUGCUUUUGUCUUUUUUUUCUUCAUGCAUUACAAAUGCAUGACGGACAUACUGAGCUGAGCUGAGCAUACUGAGGCAUAAUUUAUAUGGGAUCCGUGGGAUUUUCAGCACGGCGGAGACAGACUGAUAACAUAAAAGAUAAACAGGCUGCCGGAUGUUAUGAGGUGAGCGAGGCAAAAAUAGCCUCCACUGUGGCCAAACCCCUCUCCGCUUGGCUCUGUCAAUCACAGACCCAAACAAGAUGGCAGGCUGCGGGAGCUGGGGCUUCUUCUUUACAGUUUGUGCUGUCAGUUUGUUCGGGGCCAAUGCAGAGAUCAAAGUCACCAUUCCUGUGGGGAGGAUAUUCACAUAUGAGCUGCUGAGGGAGACUUUCCUCAAUGACUUUGAGCCUCUGUCAAAACUCUACGGCCGUUCGUACGAUGACCCCAUGAUUUUUAAAUGCAACCGUCAGAGUUUCCCAGACCUCCCAGAGUGGCUGCGCUUCACUCAGAGGACCCCGUACGAUAACGGCUUCCUGUACGGCACGCCGGUAUCUGCAGGAAAAACCAUAAUUGAGAUCUACGCCAUCAACAAACAGAGCUACGAAGCCGUCAGACAGAUACUCGUGAUCAAAGCCACGGCAGAGAAGAUGCUGCCCUACCAGGCCGAGGUCUUCAUCAAGCUGAGGGAGAUUGAGAAGGUGCUGCCCCCCUCUGUUCAGGAUGAGAUAAAGCAGGAUCUGCAGAAGCUCUGGGACACAGAGGCUUUGGAGAUCGUCAACAUCACCAACGCCCUGGACCGCGGCGGUAGAGUCCCCCUGCCGCUCGCAGGACACUUUGAAGGUGUGUAUGUGAAGGUGGGGUCCCAGCAGUAUUUCUCAGACUGUCUGCUGAGGGUGCAGACAGCGGAGCAUCAGAAACAGUGCAAAGCAGCAGCCAAAGUUAAAAUCCCUGGAGGAUGCAACUUCUGCAACAUUCCCAGCAACUGCAUCAGCUGGUGCAAGACGGAGCUGUUUGACCUGACGAAGCAGGAGCCGGCCCCCCCUCCCCCCACCGUGGGCUCAGGGAUCCUGGUGGAGGGAGGAGACUUCGACCCCCCCGAGUCCCCCCCCAGCAGGGACUUCUUCCCGGACUACAUCGUCACGGUGAUCGUGCCGCUGAUCCUCGCCAUCAUCCUGUGCGUCCUGCUGGCCUACAUCAUGUUCGGCCGGCGGGAGGGAGUUGACAAAAGGAAUGCAAGAACCAACCAGAUCCAGCUGUACCACCACCACACCAUCCACGGGAACACGGACGAGCUGCGCAGCAUGGCCGGGGACCGCGGCGCCUCUCCUCCUCUGUCCACGCUGCCCAUGUUCAACAGCCGGACCGGGGACCGAGCGGCCCCGCUGCAGUCCGACAGCAUCCCGCUCAUCAUGGCCCAGCAGUAA
This is a messenger RNA of Centropristis striata (black sea bass), 1410 nucleotides long. RefSeq names its product sarcoglycan, alpha (gene sgca). Bases 247 to 1410 code for a protein of 387 amino acids. The record is from RefSeq and is a predicted model, not a curated record. The transcript is spliced from 10 exons. Gene Ontology annotation, molecular function: calcium ion binding. Gene Ontology annotation, cellular component: membrane; sarcoglycan complex. NCBI's taxonomy places the organism in Eukaryota, Metazoa, Chordata, Actinopteri, Perciformes, Serranidae.